Cercopithifilaria johnstoni is the source of this 1748-nucleotide messenger RNA. The record is from the annotation of a GenBank genome assembly. NCBI's taxonomy places the organism in Eukaryota, Metazoa, Nematoda, Chromadorea, Rhabditida, Onchocercidae.
GUGAUUGUCCAGCUGGUUGGUUUCAAGUUGGUAGAGACGAAUUUAAAUCCUGUUUUCUAUAUAAUGGUGCAGCAACCACUUAUAUGUCUGCUGUUAAAUUUUGUCAGGAAAUGGAUGCAUUUGUACCGUAUUUACGAGUUGAUGACAUUAGACAGAAAGAAUUGGCAAAACGAAUCGAUGAUAUCAUACAUAUGCGAACAAGUGACAGUAUCGAUCGUUACGAUACUUUUACAGAUGCAUACGAUAAACAAAUAUGGAUCUCAGGUGUUACAGUACCAUUAACUCAAUGUGGUUCAUUAAGCACACGCACCGGUAAUAUUGCUACUCAAAAUUGCAAUUAUUUGCUAUCAUUUGUGUGUGAAAAAGGAAUAUUAUCAUACGAUGAGCCGACACUUUGGAGAGGUGGUAUAAUUAUUGCUGUAAUUGCAUUAAGCAUACUUGUAGUUAUCAUUUUAUUGCUAGCUAUAUGUUGGUAUAGAAAAUCAAGAAAACGGGAAGAAGAAGAAGUAAGCCGGAAAGAAUGUAUCCGUGCUUCAUUAAGACUUAGCAAAUUGGCGAAUGAAUUACGGAAGAACAAUGAUAGUAAUCGAAUUAUUACUAAUAUGGCAACAGCUGGAACAUUAAAUGGUAUAGAUUUGCAAACGGAUGAUGCAAUCAUGAAUGCACACCGUAAUUUAGUUCAUGGAAAAGACAAUAAUUCAUGGUCAACAUUAACAAAAACUGAUUUAUCAACCGAAAUAUAUUCAGGAAGUAAUUCUGUUACUUCAUUUAUUGAUCAAAGUGUCAAAUAUCGUCCAUCUGGUGUAGAAUUAAGCAAAAUAAAUUCUACUAUUGAUUCAUCAUAUUCUGGAAAUACUACUGAAACUUUUACAUCUCAUAUGCCAUCAUCAACUUCCAGAAAUUUGGUAUCACAGAAGCCAAAUCCAUAUGCUGAGGUAUCAUUAAGUGUAUUUAAUGCUUACGGAUCAAUUAAUGACCGUGCAGCUAGCAAUAAUGACCGAUCAAUGAUCGAUCGGCAUAAUACAGAUGCAUCAACGUGUAGCACAAAUACUGAUACAGUCACAUGUUCAACAUGUCAAGAUUGUGGUGAAUCAACACUUACAGAACGAUCAUCGUGGAAUGAUUCAAGUAGUGCUCAAUCAUCGAUCAUUUCUGAUCGAACUAUUCAACAAUUGGUCAAACCACUUCUUAAUCGAUCAGAGCAAUUAAUAACAAAAUCAAUGACAGGAGAAGAUACGUUACGUCUGGUACCCAAUACUUUUGAUUCACGUUUACGAUCUUAUACUUAUAGUAAGUUAAUAGACAUUUCACAACCAUCAUUAUUUGUUCCAAAAUUGCAGAAGAAUCAUGGAACUUCGUCGGUUACAUCAGAUGAAACAAAUGAUGAAAUACCGCUUAGACCAAUACGUAUCGCACCACCGCCACCAUCAACACCAUCAUCACCAUGUAUUGUUACCUCAAUGAAUGAGCAACUUCAUGUCCCAUUAAAAAUUCCCACUAUUUCAUCACCACCACGACGUUCAUUGUAUGAAACUACAACAGAAUUAGUGAAAAAUAGCCAUCCUUAUAGUAGUUCAUCUUCAUAUCGGACUAAAAUUCGUCCUUCUAUACCACCACCAAAUCCACCAGAGUAUAUCCGAAAUCCUCAAUCAAGCCAAUCGCUUGUUGAUCUCAUUAAUCCAUCGUCAUUACACUAUCAACGUAGUAAUUCAACCGGUAAAGCAUUACCCAUCGAAACAUCGAUGUAA